AUGAAUGAACCUAUUAUCAGAAAUAAUAAAAAACAAAUCAUUGUUGUCAUUGGUGCUACAGCAAGUGGAAAAUCAACUGUUGCUCAUCAAAUUUGUAAAAAAUUAAAUGGAGAAAUAAUUAAUGCAGAUGUAAUGCAAUGUUAUAAAGGAAUUCCUAUUGCAACUAAUAAACCAAGUGAAGAAGAAAAAAAAGAAUUUCAUUACCACCUUAUUGAUUUUGUUUCUUCUGAAGUAAAUUAUACUGUUCAACAAUGGGUAAAUGAUGCUGACAAAACAAUUGAAACAAUUUGUUUAAAGAAUAAAGUACCAAUAAUUUGUGGAGGAACUUCAUAUUAUAUUGACGCAUUGCUUUUCAGACACCAAUCUGAAGAUUUGAUUAAAAUUAAUGAGUCAAAAACCCUUCCAUGGAAAGAAGAUGAGUGGUAUAACAAAUUAAAAGAAAUUGAUCCAAUAAUGGCAGAAAGAUUACAUCCAAAUGAUAUUACUAGAAUUAAAAAUGCAUUAAUAUAUUAUAUUCAAUAUAAUCAACCAAUUAGUAGUGUUUUUCUUAAGGAACAUAUUGAAAUGAAAUAUAAUCCUAUAAUUAUUUGGGUUGAUGCUGAUAUUAAAUUACUUUACCAAAGAGCAGAUAAAAGAGUAGAUGCAAUGGUUCAACAAGGAAUGAUAGAACAAAAUAUGAAAUUUAUUGAAGAACAUGAAAAAGAGUUAAAACAAUUAGAAUGGAAAUGGGGAAUUUGUAUGGCGAUUGGGUUUCAAGAAUUUAUUGAAUGUAAAGUAAAAGGAAUACCAAUAGAAAUUGCAAUUGAAAAUGUUAAAAUUCAUACAAAACAAUAUAUUAAGAAACAAAUUCGAUGGAUAAAUAAUAAAAUAAUAAAAACAAGAAAAUCUUCUAUUAUUCAUUUUAUUCAUCAUGAGAACGAUAUUCUCCAAUUAGAUUUAAUUUUUCAACAAAUUAAUGAACAAUUAAAUUCUAAUUACAAUUCAUUAAAUAUACUAAAUAAAGAAAAAGAAAUUAAAGAAGAAGAAAAAACAAAAUUAACUCAAUGGAAAAAGUAUUAUUGUGAAAUAUGUGGUAUUGUAUUAAAUGGAGAAAAAGAAUGGGAUAUUCAUUUAAUAUCUAAACGUCAUAAAUAUAAAUUAAAAAGAAUAAAAAAAAUAAAAGAAUAUAUCAAAUAA
Messenger RNA from Entamoeba dispar SAW760, 1176 nucleotides. Its product is annotated as tRNA isopentenyltransferase, putative. The transcript has a single exon. Bases 1 to 1176 code for a protein of 391 amino acids. NCBI's taxonomy places the organism in Eukaryota, Evosea, Mastigamoebida, Endamoebidae. Gene Ontology annotation, biological process: tRNA modification. Gene Ontology annotation, molecular function: nucleic acid binding; tRNA dimethylallyltransferase activity; zinc ion binding. Gene Ontology annotation, cellular component: mitochondrion; nucleus. The record is from RefSeq and is a predicted model, not a curated record.